Messenger RNA from Dracunculus medinensis (Guinea worm), 738 nucleotides. The record is from the annotation of a GenBank genome assembly. NCBI's taxonomy places the organism in Eukaryota, Metazoa, Nematoda, Chromadorea, Rhabditida, Dracunculidae.
AUGCCAACGCCGAAGACCUUUUCUUCCUCAGCACAGUAUUAUGUUUGGCGAAAAAUUUUGGUAUCCUCCAUGAAAGCGCAGCUAUACCAUGAUCCAAUAAGCCAGUGUUCAUGUCAUUUUGAAUCCCUUUUUUUUCUAAGUUCUAAUAUUAUCUCUCUUACCUCUACCUCUGACCUGUCUCAACUCUCCAUCAAACUCCGUAAAGCGCUUUUGCCAUGGUUGACUGGAGAUCUCAAAGAAUCGGGUACAAAUGUACAAAUCAAUAUUUUGGCAGAUGCUGUUUGUUUACUUGUGCAUUUUGGUAUCAAUUUGGAUAUGGAUCUUAAACUCUCUUCGGCGGUUUCUCAUUGUCUAUUGAGGAUGGUGCAUUCAAUUUGUGAUAUUUUGCGACAGAUGGAUUUCGAUGAGGAAAUUGUUAGAGAUGAGAUGGCUUCUGUUCUUAAUCUCAUUAUUCGUUAUCUCAUAACGCCAGGUUGCCGUUCUCUUCAAAGUAAACUGGAUCUCUAUGGUUGUUUAAUGUGUGCGCUAAAUUUUUUAAGUGAAAAAUUUACAUCCAAUUUGCGUAAGGAAGACUCAUUAGAAAUUCAUUCUUUACGAAAUCCAUUUGGUGCAAUGUCAACUUUUAAACCGCUGCAUAAUAAUCUUAUAUGUUUAACUCUUGAAAAAUAUGGAGAAGAACUGGUUCGAAAAUUAUCUGGCGAUAUUUGUCAUUCGCCACAGAAUUUGAAGAAUAAUUAA